GCCGCCGCUGUCUGCGUUUGUCCAGCUCCUGUCUGACGCGUGAAGAACGAGAGCGCACUUGAACUUGAAUCUGUCCGGGGCAAAUAGACGGCCGUGCACGCGCACACGCGCGCAUCCAGGCGAACAGAGCAUCUUUCAUCGCGUGCGUCGAUUGGAAGUAGCCUCAAACACUAUAGGAAACUGGGAAAUAUCGGACCUCCUCGGCUUGUUGGAAGAAAAGGAGGAGGUGUCACGUCUGCUUGCCUGGGUUCUCUCUCUCCUUUCUCUCUCUCCUCCGUGUGUGUGUGUGUUUGCGUGUGUGUGCGUUUAAUGUGUCUCCCAAUCAGCAAGGCUAGUGCCGCUGGAGCCAAGAGUUGCCGCUCCGCGCACCAAUGCCAAAACGCACAGGAGGAGUCAGUGCCAAAGGGUCAUUUAGCGCACCACUGCUGAGAUGGAAGGACUGUAGGGAGCACACAGAGUAAACAGCUGCUAUUUGGCCCCUAGAUACGGCAAUCAUAGGCUUUUAAGAGAAAUUUCUGAAAAAAUAAACAGGGUCUAUUCUCUGAUACAGCGGUCGCUGCAGAGCCUUAAAAAAAUAAACCCCACUUUGGCUCACUCCCACCCGCGAUCCAGGUGUUGCUCCCACGGCAGGACUCCCGCGCGGAUCUUCCACCCUCAUCACGCGGCGCUCUUCCAGCUGCUUGACGCGCGUUAAAGUUGACCCGUUCAGAGACUGUCUGGGGCGAAGAGAGAAGAGCGCGAUCGGACGGAGUGCGGAGGAGAGCUGCUCACCGACACCACGGUUCAAGCCGACUCCAAGUGCCGUUCACCGGGCGAUGCCAGAGUAAAUGCCGGGGCAAUGUCCCGCCGCAAGCAGGUGAACCCGCAGCACUUAUCGUUGACGCACAGGGAGACGGUCCAAGCGGAUGUCAACCAUGACUCAGGAGCGCAAUCUCCCUCUCCGGAGCCAUCCACCCCGAGUCCUUUGAGGAUGGGGCCCGGAGAGCACGAUCUCUUGACCUGCGGUCAGUGCCAGACCAAUUUCCCCCUCGGUGACAUCCUUAUUUUCAUCGAGCACAAGCGCCGGCUAUGCAGAGGCCCCGGCGGCAGACCUGGUACCUUCUCCAAGCCCGGGGAAGCUGGUGGGAUCAUGGGCAUCCCCAUCCCUCCAAGGGCCCGGUCACUGGAUCUUGGCAGGGGUUCGAUUCCAGUGGAGGUGGGCAUCCAGGUGACCCCAGGGGGAGAGGAAGACGAGCAGAGGAGGCUGACUCCAGCUAAGGGGAUCUGCCCCAAACAGGAAAAAGGAGAUAAAGAUGAACCAUCCAGCUACAUCUGUACUACCUGUAAGCAGACCUUCAACAGCGCCUGGUUUCUUCUUCAGCAUGCCCAGCACACUCAUGGCAUCCGCAUCUAUCUCGACAACCAUCUGGCCAACUGCUCUCUCACUCCCCGCAUGGCUCUCCCUCCUCCACCGGGAGCUGAUGCUUUGCCUCGCUCCCCUCUCCCUACUUUCCUGGGUGACACCAACAACCCAUUUCACCUUCUACGUAUGGCGGCACCCUUGCUCAGGGAACACCCCCACCCAUCAGGUUACAUGGAGACCCGGCUCCCUGCAACACCACCUUUUGUCAGCCCUCCACCUCCCCCUAGACCGCCUCUAGAACGACUGGGUCCAGAGGAAAUGGGGCUGCUGUCACAGCACCCCAGUGCCUUUGAGAGGGUGAUGAGAAUGACCCCCAUGGAGCCUCCCUCGAUGGACUUCUCCCGUCGACUGAGAGAACUAGCGGGCAAUACGACCAAUAACGGUGGUCCCACACCCCCUUUGUCACCCAACCGUGUGCCACCCAUGCACCGCCUGCUUAGCCCAACACUUUUCCAGCCCGGUGCAAAACCACCAACAUUUCUCACCUACGCCCCACAACCACCCACAUCUCAGGGGGGGCAUGGCUCCUCCAGCCCUCCUGAUGCACAGGGUCAGAAUCAGGCCCCAGGAAAGUCCAAAUCCUGCGAGUUCUGUGGCAAGAUCUUCAAAUUUCAAAGCAACUUAAUUGUGCAUAGACGUAGUCACACCGGAGAGAGGCCCUACAAGUGUCAUCUGUGUGACCAUGCCUGCUCCCAGGCCAGCAAACUUAAAAGGCACAUGAAAACACAUAUGCACAACAAGUCUGGGAACAUGACUGGAUCUCCAGAACAGGGAAGUCGGGGAGAAGAAGGAGAAGGUGAAGGGAAAAACAGAGAGGGGGAUACUAGAGUUAUGGAGAUGGAGAAUGAGGAAGAAGAGGAAGAGGAGGAGGAAGAAGAAGAUGAGGAAGAGGAGGAGGAGGAAGAGCUAAGGAAUGGAAGUCGACCAGAUUCAAACCUAAGUGAGGACUCCCAAGAAUUCAGUCAGAAUAGAGAAAAUGGUCCCAGACAGUCCCCUGUGGAGAAACCUAUGAGCGGGGACAGAGUUAAUGACAAUGGUGGAGUGGGCAUCAUGCACCCAUACAACCACCUGGACAAUCACCUUAGACUUAACCCUAACAAGAGAACCUUGGAGAGACAACCUAAUGGAGACAGUGGAGAGAGGAAUGAAGCUGAAAGAGAAAAUGACAGGGGACCAGACAGAGAGCGAGAGGAGCAAGAAGAUAUCAGGCCUAUGAUGAAUGGCAGGAUCAGUGUAAGUGAAGCGGAGUCCUUUCCUGGGCUCUUUCAGCGUAGGCCCACUCCUAUCACCAGCCCAAGCCCCUCCAACAACAAGAGGAUCAAGAUAGAGAAGGAACAGAUGGAUAUUCCCCCAACCAUACCUCUUAUAUCCCCAGAAAAUGUCUACUCCCAGCUCCUGGCUGGCUACGCUGCUUCACGCCACUUCAUUAGAGAACCUUUCUUGGGGUUUACUGACUCCCGCCAGUCACCGUUCGCCAACUCUUCUGACCACUCCUCCUCAGAAACUGGAAGCCUCCGCUUCUCCACUCCGCCGGGGGAACUGAUUGAAGGCGGCAGUGCAUCGGGGCGGAGCGGCAGCAGCACCCCUCACCUCCUGCGCGGACCUGGACCCGGUCGGCCCCCAAGUUCAAAAGAGAAGAGAAACGACACCUGUGAGUACUGUGGAAAGGUGUUCAAGAACUGCAGCAAUUUGACAGUCCACAGGCGCAGCCACACGGGGGAGCGACCAUACAAGUGUGACCUGUGCAGCUACGCCUGCGCCCAGAGCUCCAAGCUGACUCGCCACAUGAAGACCCACGGCCAGUUCGGGAAGGAGGUGUAUCGAUGCGACAUUUGCCACAUGCCCUUCAGUGUCUACAGCACGCUGGAGAAACACAUGAAGAAAUGGCAUGGUGAACAUUUGAUGGCCAGUGAGGUCAAACUGGAACAAGCGGACAGAGGUUAAGCCACCAGCGAUAAGUUAUAAAGCAUACAGUACACACACAUCCUUGUUCUCUUGCGCGCUCUCUUACACACAUACACAAUACACUCAUACAUGCACACAAAUCACAACACCACUUCUUCAGUGAUGGAGCUUGGCUGGAGUAUCACUCUCUUGAAAAAAAAAAUUAAGAUUGAUGUUUAUCAUUUUUUCUUGUCACAGAAACUGCCACCUGAGAAUAUUACCAAAUGGAAACUUUAAUAACUUGUCUGAAAUGCUCAUCUGGGUGUUUCAAACAGUCUGAGGAUUUUAUCAGUUAGGAAUCUAUGGAGCCUUUCUACUGUGCAAUAAUUUCUGUAUUUAUUGGAUUUUUGUAAUGAUAUUUGGCAUGUGCAGGUAAAUCUUUGUGGGAUUUCAUAUGGAGUUAGUUUUGAAAUGUUCUAAAAAAAACUUUUUUUUUUUCUAAAACGAUAUAACUGAGAAGACGUCACCAUUAAUACGAUGUUUGACUUUUUCCUUUAAGGAAGCUUGUUAUCCUGUGAGAGUAAAUCUGUGUGAAGCAGUCAGCUUUUAAAAGAAAAAAAAAAUAUUUGUUUUCUAUAUUACCUGCAGCAGCGGAUUACAAUCCAUUCCCUCAUACAGGCCUAAAGCACUGAAUGUCAGCCUGACAAUAAAACAUCCAUUGUGGAUUUUAAAAAUCCGACAUUAUCUUAGAGAUAUGGUAGGUUGGUGUUAAUUUAUUCAGGGAGCAUUGUCCUUUUAAAACAAUUGAAAAAAAAAUUGGAACAAUUUCAAAAUGCAGUUACUGUAUUAGUGUCCUUAAAGCAAAAAAGGACGUAAAUAAAGGUUGCACUUAACAGAGAUACCCUUAAACUGAUGCUCAGUACAUUCCUAAUGUAGGAUUAAACCACCAUAUUUAAUAUGAUGAAUAGAUUAAAGACUACUUGUGAUUAAUGUGAGAACGGGAACAGUCCUUUAUAUGGUUUGUAAAUAUUCUUUUUUUAUAUGUUAAAGUAGCCCUGACUGUAAAUGAAAGAUGGCCUAAAUCUACACAAUCAAAAGACCAGCUGCUUACAUUUGCUACAUGUAGCUACCAUCCAAUGUUUUCUUUAUUAAGCCUAUCUCUAGUUCAUUGUCAAACAUCGUUUGGCUAAAUUUACUUUACCUUCAAUGCCACUCCCUCUUGUGUUUGAUAUGGAAACUCUGUCCCACCAAGCUGACUUCCUGUACCCCAUAAUGGGCCAAAACAUAACUCUUAAAUGAAAUCCAUAUCAAUGUGUGUUUGCAUUCCUCUCCUCUUUGCGGCAUGCUCUGAGUCUCUCUCUGACUGCAUCUUUUCACAGUUCACCAGCUCAGAUUGAUGCAUUAGAGCUGCAUUUUAAAAGGAGGCCUGUUCAUUCGCCUCACACAGCGAUACAGGUUUAACUCUGUAACAGAUUUUGAUACAGUGUGCCUGUACAUGUCUUCCGGGGAUUACGCUUUUUAUUCUCUGCAUCAUUCAUUCUAAAAUCAAUCUGGUAAAACUAAG
Cyprinodon variegatus (sheepshead minnow) is the source of this 4850-nucleotide messenger RNA. RefSeq names its product B-cell lymphoma/leukemia 11B-like (gene bcl11bb). The transcript is spliced from 4 exons. The record is from RefSeq and is a predicted model, not a curated record. Gene Ontology annotation, cellular component: nucleus. Bases 839 to 3346 code for a protein of 835 amino acids. Gene Ontology annotation, molecular function: DNA-binding transcription factor activity; RNA polymerase II cis-regulatory region sequence-specific DNA binding. Gene Ontology annotation, biological process: positive regulation of transcription by RNA polymerase II. Lineage: Eukaryota; Metazoa; Chordata; Actinopteri; Cyprinodontiformes; Cyprinodontidae.